Molecule: messenger RNA, 744 nt
Organism: Aureobasidium vineae
Lineage: Eukaryota; Fungi; Ascomycota; Dothideomycetes; Dothideales; Saccotheciaceae
Source: the annotation of a GenBank genome assembly
AUGGGUGAGAAUAUGCAUCACAUUCUCAGGCUAUGCUACUCCGCAGAAUUGAUCAAAGUCAUCGUUACAUUCCUAUGCCGCGACUCGGCCAAAAAUGCCCAGCAAGACCCUCAAUUCGGUAGCUGGGAUCUAUCAGGGAUCAAGCAGUUCCAAAGUUGGUGCAAGGAACAGGGUGCCAUUGAAUUCAGCCCACAUAUUUCAGGCUCGCGUCUAUCCCAGCAAAGUUUCUGGGAUCUGGAGUGGAACACACAGUAUCUGAGCAAGUUGAUUGACGCGUACGCUCUUACGUUCCUCAGGAAGGCUUUGCUUCUGACUCACAUCCAUUUCGGUGUCGACUUUGCGAACCCCAACGAGAAUCCAGAAUUGCCAGAGCUGCAACGUCUGGCCAGGACCCUUCGUCUUCCCUCUCCUCAGGAAGUAGUGACGCAGCUCGGCAAUGACGAAGAGUUGCAGAUGGUUGCCGCGCGUUGGAUCAACAGCGUGCUUGUUAGCACUGCCACAAAAGAAAGAUUGCGAACCGACGCCCAAUAUCUCAGUCACCCAACAAUUUUCGAGCUCGUUGGCUUGCCUAAGCAUUACGAUACCCUGACAGAAGAAGCCAUCAAGCGACGCUGUCCUACGACUGGCAAAGAAGUGACAGAUCCCGCCAUCUGUUUGUUCUGCGGAGAAAUCUUCUGCAGUCAAGCUAGUUGCUGCAUGACGGACCGCAACAAGGGUGGGUGCUUCCAGCAUCGCGAGAAGUAA